Messenger RNA from Vitis vinifera (wine grape), 2445 nucleotides. RefSeq names its product ethylene-responsive transcription factor ERF062-like. Gene Ontology annotation, biological process: regulation of DNA-templated transcription. The coding region runs from base 866 to 2194 and encodes 442 amino acids. The record is from RefSeq and is a predicted model, not a curated record. The transcript has a single exon. Gene Ontology annotation, molecular function: DNA binding; DNA-binding transcription factor activity. NCBI's taxonomy places the organism in Eukaryota, Viridiplantae, Streptophyta, Magnoliopsida, Vitales, Vitaceae.
AAAAGCCAAAUAAGGUAUACCUGUAUGUGUUCAUGGUCUUAGCAAUUUAUCUAAUAUAUUAAUAUUAGAGGGACAAAAGACAGCCAUGAUUUCCUCGCACAAGUGAAAUAAAAUUCAUUAUAAAUUUGUAUGAAGGCCUAACCUGUUCAAAGCUAAUGAUGAUGAUGACAAUUCAUGGGUUACAACAAGAUGGGUUCUCCAUCAUCUCUUCACCUGCAAAUUAAUCAGGUCCACAUUAAGUGGACCGCAGCUUAAUCUAGCAAUUAAUUUGGGAAUGAGCGCACGAUAGAUUAGCAGCUGAAAUUGUUGUUAUUCUUAAUACAUAAAUAAUGCCAAUAACACCAACUGCAGGGGUCCAGAACUGAAGGUUCUUAUAUAAAAAUGAAAGGUAUAAUAUCUAUAUUAAAUUCAAUUAGGAAAGUAAAAGGUGGGAAAAGAGCAUGUGGGUGUUAGAGAAAAUCACAUGAUCAUCUGAUUAAAAAAACCACCAAAUAAUGCCAUAAAUUUUAAGAAAGGUAUGAGGUUAUUUUAGUCCCACUCAUGCAAAAAAAAUUUACCGAUCCAUGUCCAUCCCAUCUAAAGCCCUUGAAGACAAGUAAAACCAAGAAGAUAUGGCUACCACGAAUGCGUGGAGAAGUUGGAAGUUGAUGAGGAAGCCUUUCCUUUUGGGAGAGCAGGCUGACUCAGGAGGAUGACUUGUUAUAUAUAGAGGAAAGUAGGUUCGCUAAUUUUCUAAUGAGGCUUAAAAGCUGUCUCAUGAUGUAGGAUAAAGGCUAAAUAUAAAUAGCCCCAGUUCCUUCAUUGCAUCAUUUCUGUGCCUUUCUUCGUCUUUCUUGUUUAUCACUCCAAGUUCAUACGCACUAGCAUGGAGGAUCAAUUCCCUAAGAUGCAAACCUUCUUGAGAAAGGAAUUGCCAUCGUAUUUUCAGGGGCCAGUGGGUUCGAGAUUCUUUGGAGAUGCCACCAUCUGGGAUGGCCUAGCUGAAAGCGCAUCUUGCAACCAUGUCACUGGCAGCAACGUGAAACUAUCAUCGUCAUCACCUGAUAGUUUGUUUUCAAGCUCCGAAUCUACUUCUUCAGUGGAUGAGGCUUCUGCUUCCAAUUUAGUGAAGAACAUGCCAGAAUUCACUAGAGAAGAUCCCCUGCAAACGCAGCAUGGUGUUCCAUUUUUCUCCGGAUCUAAUUCUGUGAACCUGAGUGGGGCUUCAAGUACUUCAGAUGUCAAUCAAAGGUUCAUUCCUGUAAAUUUCUUGGAAUCCUUCCCAGAACUAACACCAGCUCAAGUGUCUGGCCCACCUUCUCCUUCUUCCUCAUCAACUGCUUCAAAUUUCCCAAAUUUAACUUUGUUUUUGCAGGAACCUUCUACUGUCGUCAUAGAUCCAUCAACACAAAUUGCCAACUCGCUUGGCAGGAAUGAAAAGUGUGAGCCCAUGUCAUCAUGUCCUUUAUUCCCCACACCCCAGCUGAGCCAAAGCCAGCAUCUUCCCGGAUUUGAAUGGCUCAAAAUAAAUCAAAGCCUUGCAAACCAUCCCUCAAAAGGUCUGAGUGACUACUGGCUCAGCACUACCAAGACACAGCCCAUGAAAUACACGGGAAGAAGAAUGCUGAAUCACCAACAGAAAACUUCGCUGUCGUCCUCAGCAUCGUCUCCGGGAAAGUUGUUUCGAGGGGUGAGGCAAAGACACUGGGGCAAGUGGGUUGCUGAGAUAAGGUUACCGAGAAACAGGACCAGGGUUUGGUUGGGAACUUUUGAUACUGCUCAAGAGGCUGCUUUUGCAUACGAUACAGCGGCCUACAUUCUAAGAGGAGACUAUGCGCAUUUGAAUUUCCCAGAGCUAAAGCAUCAGCUUAAGGCCAAUUCUACAAAUGGAACCACGGCAGCCCUUCUUGAAGCAAAGUUACAAGCCAUAUCCAAAGGCAUUUCAGCUCACAAAGAGCCCAUUGCUCCUCCACCACCGCCAUCACCAAAGCAGCACUACUUGCCUUACGACAAUUCAAAAGUAGCGAAAGCAGUGAGCCAAAACCCCACAAGUAAGGAGUGGCAGCUUGAGUUGGAGUACAAAAUUGCCCAUGAGAUUGUUGAGAACAAGAAAAUCCAGGAGGUAGUAUUGGACAUGGACGGAGUUCAGUUAAGUAGAAUGCCCUCCUUGGACAUGGACGCAAUCUGGGAUGCCAUUCUAGUCUCUGACUCAUGAAUUUAUUUCCCAUCAUUUUCAAAAAUUUAAAUCGAAGAUCAUGCAGACGUUGUGUUGAAUGGAUUGUUGAUUCUUCUCCAUCAAUGUUUUCUGCCCUUAGCACCACAAUCUCCACAUGAUUUGCCACUCUAUCUAGCCCAUUAGAUUGUUCUUGAUUUCUUCUUUAAUUCACACUGCCAUAUUUUAGGAUCUGUGCUGUAGUCUCUCUUUGAACAUGGUAUUUGCUUAAAUAUAUGAUGUUUCUUGAGGCA